AUGGACGGGGUUUUUGAGGAUCUCCCGAGUGGCGUUCAAAUUUUCGUAUACGCUGACGACAUCGUCAUUGUCGUUUCCGGUCCUACCGCCCCCGCCAUCCGUAGAAAGGCACAAGCAGCUAUGUCAAGGGUAGCCAAGUGGGCUGCAUCAGUGGGCUUCACAAUGUCAGCACCAAAGAGCGUUCGCUGCCAUAUCUGUGCUUCCAAUCACCGAGUGAAAGGACCACCCAUCACGAUAAACAACCAACCGAUUCCGAUUCGCAAAACCGUCCGGAUCUUAGGAGUUACUGUCGACCGUAAAUUAAGCUUCAAACAACACUUCGAUGGAGUUAAGGCCAGCUACCAGAGCCGUCUUAAUCUAGUUAAAUCGCUCUCUAGUUCUCACCGUAGUAACAACCGAAAGAUCCGGUUUCGUGUGGCUGCCGCCACCAUCGACAGUCGGCUACUAUAUGGUCUGGAGAUAACCAGUCUGGCUGUGGAUAACCUGAUAAAUACCCUUUCGCCGGUAUACAACCGGUGUAUUAGAACUAUUUCCGGACUUCUCCCAUCCACACCGGCCGACGCUGCCUGCGUUGAGGCUGGUCUACCGCCCUUUCGCUACCGCAUUGUUUCAGCCCUCUGUUGCAAGGCCGUAGCAAUUAGUGAAUGUACGGCAAGAGGCGCAGCAACCUGUCUGCAAGAACAAGCCAACAAUUUGCUCCAUAGCAUCGCUGAUGUCACACUCCCACAAAUCACCAAGCCCCACUGGUUCGGUGAACGCGACUGGCGAGGUUCGAAAUUAAUUUUUGAAAACGACAUAAAAAAUAGUUUCAGAGCCGGGGACAACUCCGUCCAGCUGCGACAAUCCGUCGCCGAGUUGCUCCGAUCAAAAUACGACAACCACCAGCGGCGUUAUACCGACGGUUCGUUGUCGUCGCAGGGCAUAGGCAUGGGAGUUUCUGGUCAAAACCUGGAGAUAAGCAUGAACCUACCUGAUCAGUGCUCAGUCUUCUCUGCUGAGGCGGCGGCCAUUCUCGUUGCCGCUACAACGCCGGCAAAUCAACCAAUCGUGAUAGUCACGGACUCGGCAAGCUGCAUCUCGGCCCUACAAUCGGAAAGACCCCGUCACCCAUGGAUUCAGGGGAUAAUAAAGUGCGCACCACCCGGUGUAAUACUCCUUUGGGUUCCAGGACACUGCGGUAUCCCUGGCAAUGAAACCGCCGAUCACCUAGCGGGGUCCGGCCCAUCUGGCGAUCGCUACACUCGCACAGUGCCUUCUCAGGACGCCAAGCGCUGGAUUCAGUCGGUGUUGCACGAAAACUGGCAAAAGGAAUGGUCGCAAUCCAGUAGAUCAUAUCUGAGGAAAGUGAAACAAAGCAUAGACUCGUGGACCGAUCUCAAGUCCAUGAGAGACCAGACAAUCAUCUCUCGGCUACGGACCGGGCACUCUAGGAUGUCCCAUGACUUCGGAGGAGCUCGCUUUCACCGGACCUGUGAGAUCUGCGGUAUAGACAACUCAGUGGAGCAUUUUAUUUGCGUCUGCCCUGCAUACGAGGGCCCCAGGCAGCUGUACGGGAUUUCGAGUAGUAUCCGCGAGGCCCUUGGCGAUGAACCAUCAACACUCGCGGCGUUGCUAUGUUUCAUCAAAGACGCCGGCCUUUAUUUUAAAAUUUAA
Molecule: messenger RNA, 1653 nt
Organism: Aedes albopictus (Asian tiger mosquito)
Lineage: Eukaryota; Metazoa; Arthropoda; Insecta; Diptera; Culicidae
Exons: 1
Coding region: 1-1653 (550 amino acids)
Biological process (GO): DNA replication, removal of RNA primer
Molecular function (GO): nucleic acid binding; RNA-DNA hybrid ribonuclease activity
Source: RefSeq, a predicted model, not a curated record